AUGUUUGAACUACCAUACACAGCUCUGCGUGUGCUCAGGGUGCAGCUUCGCAACUCCACGAGCAAUGUCUCCAAGACUCAAGGAGAACUGUCAACAGCCUUGGUUCGGGUGGAGUUCUAUGUGAACGAGAACACGUUAAAGGAGCGACUUCACCUCUACUUUAUCAAGAACCAGCGUUCCAGUCUCCGCAUUCGAGUAAUCCGGCUCGUAGUGAAGAUCGUGGCAUGUCUCCUCUACGUGGGCCGAGUAGCGUUGGACAGGGGACCCCGGUACGCCACCUGCUAUCAGUGUCCCCUGCGCGUCCAGAACACCUCGCGUUACACCGACGAAGCUGUGCGAAAUGGCGCCAUCAACUGGGAUGCCAUAUUUUGGGUGGAGCGUCCCUUCGUGCUUUGGUGCAUCCAGACUAUUCUGGCUAUCAUAAGUUUCUCCGAGGCCUGUCUGGUUGUAUAUCUCACCUACAAGGGAAAUAUUUGGAGACAACUGCUGUCUUUCCGCUUCCUUCUGGAGAUCGUUAACAAUGUACCAUUUAUAGUCACUAUAUUUUAUGCACCUUUACGGAAUGUAUUUAUACCAGUGUUUCUUAACUGUUGGCUUGCGAAGUUUGUACUCGAAAACAUGUUUAACGAUUUGCACCGAGCACUUCAGAAGUCCCAGUCCGCACUAUCACAGCGGCUGCUCAUCCUCACCGCCACUUUACUCUGCCUCAUAUUCACCAGCGUGUGCGGGUUCCAGCACUUUCAAAGGGCCGGCGUGGAGCACGUCGACCUCUUUGAAAGCUUCUACUUUGUGGUGGUGACGCUUUCCACGGUGGGCUACGGCGACUUCAAGCCAGACGUUUGGCCGUCGCAGCUUUUCAUGGUGGCCAUGAUAUGCGCGGCACUGAUUGUGCUGCCGACGCAGUUUGAGCAGCUUGCUUACACCUGGAUGGAGCGUCAGAAACUGGGCGGCACCUACAGCAUGCAUCGCGCCCAGAGCGAGCGCCACGUGGUGGUUUGCUCCACCACGCUGCGCGCCGACACCGUCAUGGACUUCCUCAACGAGUUCUACGCACACCCUCUCUUGCAGGACUAUUACGUCGUGCUUCUGUCACCGUGCGAAGUGGACGCGACGAUGAAGAUGAUUCUUCAAAUACCGAUGUGGGCGCAGAGGGUCAUCUACAUUCAGGGCUCUGCGCUCAAGGACACCGACCUCACUAGAGCCAGAAUGAAUGCAGCCGAGGCGUGCUUCAUGCUGGCAGCCCGAAAUUACGCCGACCUCGCAGCCGCCGACCAGCACACCAUCUUGCGGUCGUGGGCCGUACGCGACUUUGCACCAAAUGUUCCCCAGUACAUUCAGAUAUUCCGUCCAGAGAAUAAAGUGCACGUGGCCUUUGCGGAACAUGUGGUGUGUGAAGACGAGUUCAAGUACGCCCUGCUGGCCAACAACUGCCUCUGUCCCGGUGCCUCCACCUUAGUAACACUCCUGUUGCACACAUCACGCGGCCAGGAAGGCCAGACAUCGGCCGAAGAGUGGCACCGGCUGUACGGCAAGUGCUCCGGCAACGAGAUCUACCACAUCCGGCUGGCCGACAGCCGCUUCUUCGGCGAGUACGAGGGAAAGAGCUUCACAUUCGCAUCCUUCCACUCGCACAGAAAGUACGGCGUGGCGCUGGUGGGCGUGCAGACUGAUGUGCACGGCCAGUGGCCUGUACUGCUUAAUCCCGGACCAGCCUACAUCAUGAAAGGAUCGGACAUUUGCUUCUACAUGAACAUCACCAAGGAGGAGAACAGCGCCUUCCUUCCCGCCGCCGGUGACGACGCCAAGCCUCAGGAUGCCGUUGACAAGGCCGCCGCCGACGCCAAGGCCAGAACAGAAAGCGGCAAAUCGUGGUUCGACUUCCGGAGCCACAAGCAGCACCUGGAGGUUCCGAAGCCCGAAGAAGCCCGUGGUCGGCGACCCAGCAUCGCGCCCGUGCCCGACCUCGGCCAGAGCGACGAGGGCACGCAAAUUGACAGCGAGGAUGAUGCCCUGGGCAUCGAGGAGGAGAAGUACCUCGAGAACUCCUGGAACACACCCGCCGAGGAGUCCGAGAUUGUAAAAGGCUUCCCUCCAGUUACUCCUUAUAUAGGCGUCAGCCCCAAGCUUUGCUACUUACUUAGAGACAAGAAGCCGCUGUGCUGCAUGCAGCUUGCUCAGCAAUGCGACCACUGCGAAUUCCACAACGCGAAGCAGUACAACUGGCCCAAUCGAUGCGUAAUCCUGGCGGCCGACUUCGCCAGCAAAGGCAUCUACAACUUCAUUGUGCCUCUUCGGGCACACUUCCACAGCCCCAACAGCCUCAGACCAAUCGUGCUACUCCUGGAGAAGAAACCUCACGCGGCGUUCUUAGAUGCGAUUUCAUGUUUCCCAUUGGUGUACUGGAUGCAAGGUUCUAUAGAUGACCUGGAUGACCUGCUUAGGGCAGGCAUCAACUUAGCUGACAGCGUGGUAGUAGUGAACAAGGAGUCGUCCAAUUCAGCCGAGGAAGACUACCUGGCGGACUGCAACACCAUCGUCGCGGUGCAAACGAUGUUCAAAUUCUUCCCGAGCGUGCGCAUCAUCACCGAGCUGAGUCAGAGCAGCAACAUGCGCUUCAUGCAGUUUCGGGCGUUCGACACGUACGCGCUCCACCUUUCCAAGAUGGAGAAGGUGAGCCUGCUCAACCAGUAUGGUCAUGUACACCGAGAGAGGGAUCGUGGCUCACAUAUUUCUUACAUGUUUCGGCUUCCCUUCGCCGCCGGCAAUGUGUUCAGUGCGAGCAUGUUGGAUACCCUCCUGUAUCAGGCUUUUGUCAAGGACUAUGUGAUAACGUUUGUGCGUCUGCUUUUGGGCGUUGACCAAGCACCGGGAUCAGGAUUUUUGUCUUCGAUGCGAAUUACAAAGGACGACUUGUGGAUCAGGACGUACGGGCGUCUGUACCAAAAACUUUGCUCAACCACGUGUGAGAUCCCCAUCGGCAUCUACAGAACACAGAGCACGACUAACCCAGAAGGAUCGACUGUCUCCCUGGACCUCCUAGAUGACAAGGCCACGUUCAACGAGAACAUCGAGCGCCAGGAGAUCGGUACUUUGGUGCGCACACGUAUGCAGGAUCUGGGCCUGCCCGUACAGGAUUAUGAUGAGGUUUCGGACAAGCGGCACAGUUUGUCGUACGUGAUAAUUAACCCAAACUGUGACCUACCACUCGAAGAAGGAGACAUCAUCUUUCUCAUUCGGCCGAGCCCCAUCUCGGGUAAGCGCAUCUUCCUCAAGCACGGCUCAGUGCGCAUCAAGACGCCGAGGCCCAGCCGCCGGGAGAACCCGUCGACUCGCGGCCGCUCCAAGCCCUCAUUCCGGCUCAACUUCAGCGCAUCCAAGUCGGACUCGCUGCCAGUCCAGGAGAACGGUGGCCUCAGUCCACCAAAGCCACCGCAGGAUACCGCUGUCGAGCAGUCGGAGUGCAGUGUCCACGUAACGGCCGCGACUCCUUCGUCCACGGGUCAAGGGACGAUCGUAUGACGCCAGCUGAGGUUCCCUCUGGCAUGGAGGGCACGCCACAGGGUCAACUGAAGAGCUUCACCCUACGUCGCAAGACGAAGACUAUAGGCAUACACUUGCUGCGCGCGCCUCAGCUGAAGUUCAAGCUAAAGGCGUGCGCACAGAACGCUGGGAAUCGCAUGUCGCACGAUUCCCUUCUACAGGUCGCGACGCGCUGUGCGCCAGCCUCCGAUCUAUAGCGUGCUUGCGUCGCGCGUUUACGUGCGCAUGGCCACAUAUCCAGUAAAACGUAAGCCCCUCAUUCCAUGAAACACGCGUGGGAAAGGUAACUCAUGCUCCCCAAAGGCAUCCGCUAUGAUUUUAGCAGCUUUUUGAGCUUCGCCAAGCGCGCGGCGGUUCCUUCGCUUGCGCUGUCCCUUCUGAGCCUGACAGCCAGCACAGUUUCAGCGUGGUAUCUGGAACCAAGCUUACCAGCCGAACUGAAAACCUCCUGCGGGACACUUUCGUCUCGUGCGCGCAUGUUUUCAACAGUCUUCGUUUUGCUUUUGCCGCCGGAUAGAGGCGUGUUUUUCUGUUACGCUGAGCGUGGGCCUUGACCAGAGCGCCAUAUCCAAGCGCCAAAUCUGAGCGGCAAGAUUACGGUGUGAACUGCUGGCGACGUUAUUUCGAGACAGCUGAGUUUCAGUGAGAGCUUUCUUUUUUUUUUUCGGUGUAAGGUUUCACAGCCCUUCAAGGCUACUAUGAAAGGUAUACAUUCCCCGCACCACCACCUGACUAUCUUUUGUUUUAGCGCUGCGAUGUCUCAGCAAACUCGCAGUUUCUACUUCCGCAAGCAAAAUACCUAUACUGUGGCAUCCGUUUCGCAAACCAGCCACCCUGUGAGGCUAGGCGGGAUAGGUGAUUCAUUGAACAAAAGCGCACAUUAGGCUACAUAAAAGCGUGCUGUAAACAUGCACUUGGUGCACUUUCUCUGCUGGUCACGUUUUGCGCCAUUGAUUAGUCGCCAUGUCAGCAAAGGUGACUAGUACGCUGCACGGAAUAACGGAAUACCUAAGUCAAAGAUACACUACUUGCUUCAAAGGUCUGCAGAGAGGUCGCCUACUGCAUGUUAUGUUUUCUUUUGCGUGACGUUAAGUCACUGUGACCACCAUCUUAGCUAACUAGCUAGGGCUUACGUUGAACCUCUUGACUUCAGUCGAAAUGAGCGUCGCAUUGAAAAUGCUCGUGAUCUGCAGCCAAAAUAUGAGUAUGGCUUCUCUGACGGUCUCCAUAAGUUGCUUAAACGGACCCUGUACUAUUUACAUUACUAUGGACAUUAAAAAACGUACAUUAUUCUUGAGCAUUAUUGCCAUGCCUUGCCCUUGCGUCAAACAGUUCAUGUAUCAUGAUCAUGACUAUACAUACAGUAUGUGUGUAGCAGCAAUGAAACAUCCUAUGUUAUCUUGUGUUCAUCAGUACAUGUUUCGUUGGAUCGGUUUGAACAUGAGCACGGCUACAACUUUUCCUGUAUAUCUCGGAAUGGUGCGGUGUUUCAUGGUGACAAGCCAGCUUUAGUGAUAUUUUGUGAUGGAAUGCGUGUGUGAUAGUAUAUCUUUUUUGUGUAUUUUAACCAACAAUACUCAGUAUUUCGAGCAUGCAGGCACAGAUACUGCAAGAGGGGAGAGGUGGUAAUUACAUAAAUGAGAUAAGGAAGGGGUGGAUAGGUGUAAGGAAAAGCUGAAUUUGUGUAUCACCAUUCAUUAGUUCACACUGUGCCAUGUGGUGGCGCUGGCAACGAGUAAACCAUAUAGCUGCCACGUUAAGCGCCGCGCGACUGGCAACAUGACCCACCCGGCAACCACGUUUAAACCUGCGGCGAAUAUGCCCGUCUACUUUGACACAUUAACCAUUUCUGAUACUGACCACUUCACUUGUGCUUACUAGUGACGUCGAGCUUUUUGCUUUAAUUCUCAAGCCUUGUACAUUGUCGCGUUUCUCUGGUAGCGAGCUGUUGUGAUCGAGAGAUUUACCUCCUCCGUGCAGCAUGUUGGAGCCUGCCUGUAUACCGAAUGCCCUCUGGGAGUUCGGUGGGUCAGUGGGAUGAGUAAGUUCAUUGUUGCUGAUUACACCUCCGUGCUCAUGUAGCAAAACCAGGGAUGUACGCGAUACAAACCACAUGUGUGAGAUCAUUUUCUUUCUGUGACUAUAUUUGCGAUGCACGAUUCAAUGGCGCCUUUGUGAUAUGUGACUCAUGAGGAAGAAAGCAGAACUAAAGCAUGGUGAUGUGAUUAGCCACUCUGUAAAUAUUCGCGCUGUUAGAGUAGCGAGUGUAUAUGAAACGUUACGUUACGCACAGCCUUUGCAUCUUUCGAUAAAGCAUCUCUCAGCCUGCCUUGUGUAUAAGUGAUACAGUUACUCGGUGCUUGCCGGAGCGAAACGUGUAGUAACAAGUCCGUAUUUGUUGUUGCAUCUUGUGCUCGCGUUGUGUUUCGGCUCCUUGUUUACAUACGUCGUUCGUAACAUGUCAUCGUAGCUUUAGUAAUACUGUGAAAAGAAAAAUGAAGAAAAAAAAUAAUAUUUGUUUGAAAAUUCAUCUUUCAUGAACAGGACACAUGGAACGGCGUUUUUCACUGCUUCAUAAACUGUAACGUUCCUCCCCUUGUGAAUGUAUGGUCUUUACUUCACGUAAAUGAAAUCAUUGAGAAUGAAGGCACGAAGAAGUUUUGCUGCGUCUUACAACCGAAAUUAAUUCAUUUGUCAGAGGAAAGAUUUUACAGCGCUUGCACGGCUUCUUUGCAGUAACAUAGAAGUGUGCUAAUCUAUCCGAAAUCGGGAGUGAUUAUUUUGCAGCGCUGCAAAGAUCAUACACAUAUAUUGACCAACUUUAGUGAGCACCAAACGCCCACCAGUUUCCCAUCUCUGGCAUCUACAGCAGCAGAAUUAAUACUUACGAUGAGGUUUCCAAAUGGUUACAGUUCUUUUUUUUUUUUUUGCCUCGUCCGAGUAAUGCCUUCAUACAUGAUGCUGUUUUCACAAUGUGACUCUACGCCGAUCCCUUACUGUCAAGACGAGUAUGAAGCAACUUUGUCACGUUCGAGAAAAUACAGUCUGGGUGGUCUGCCCAUUAUUUCAUUCCCCGUAAUCACACUUCCAUAUUAAAGUACAAUACUCCAUGAGAGAACUUCUCAUAGUUCAACGUCAUACAGUAGACGGCGCCAAAGGGCUUGUACCUGGCCCUGCGAAUAUCAUUUCUAUUCAAGCUCAGAUAACUUGCCGAAGGUGUCCUUCGUAUUCAACAAAGCGAACCGCACUAUUUUUAGCGUAGGCAAUAUCUGCCACUGUAGUGUGAAACAGUUUUAAAAAUUUUACAUGCAUUCGUUGCUUUGGUUAGGAAAAGCAGCACCUUUUAGUCACCGGGGUACGUGCCGGCAAAGCUUUCCUUCAGAGUCUAGUCCCUUUUUUUCCUUCCUUUUCACUCGAAAAAGAACUGUCACACGUGCGGCACGAACUGUCACACGGUCGUGUUGACAGUUAUUCAUUUCACUACCCCAGAGCGAAAGUGGAGCAGUUUUAGCAUCCGAACAAAGCACCUAUGGUUGUCCAAUGUGCGCCGAUUUUUUUACACAACUGUACACGCGUGACAAUUUUCAGGAACUCUCUUAUUUUAUCACAUCGGAACGCGAAGACGGCCCUGCCUGCACUUAGCGCGUACUUGAUAUCCCACCUUUUUCACCCUUCGACUCUUUCCUUACUGUGUCAAGAACCCGCGUCGCCAUUUUGCCCUUCACCUACGCUGCGUCAAGCGACUCCGCACGAAACAGUUUUCCUCCUUCCCGUGUUCUUUACGUGUGUCCCAUUCUAAGACGUUCUUCAAGACUACGGUACGGUACGCAUCUGUAGACGAUAGUCAGAAAAAAGCUGAAUGUGUUUACUUUACCCGCGUGUUCAUUCCAGCCACACACAAAAAAAAAAAUCUUCAUUCCUUCCCUCUGGCUUCUCUGUGACCCAUCGCUUUUUUCUUACAAACAUAGUUUCUUUCAUUUAUGUAAGAAGACGUAUGGAAGAAUACGUGCAUUUGUUACGAGUUAUAUCUCUAAGAUCUCACGUAUAUAUUAUGGACACACCCGUAUACUGCCACAGAUUUUUUUGCCAUUUAUCCUUUGUGUUGUUCAAAUCCUACUCUGUCAUAACAUCCGUAGAACACUGCGUUGUGAUGAGUAACUAAUUCCUCAAGCGACAUUAGUUACAUGUGAGAAGGUGACGCGUGUUGGAAAUGGAGUGCAUGGCAAAUACAUUACUAAACGCUCAGGUUUUAAAUGUUUACAUAUGGCUCGUCAUAGCUAGACUAGACGUAACAGCGGUAGCGAAUUACGUUGCGAAAACGAUCUCUCGCUCUCUCUUUGACGUGCGUGCGCUGUCUUAGUGAUCGGUGCCUCAUUGGCUUUGUUUGCCGGCGUCCUUUCGCGCAUGACACGUUCGCAAAAGGUUAGAACAUUGUAAUCUUGGCUUCGACGCUUCACUUUACACCACCCGUGACGCCGAAUUCACAAUCUCGGUAUUUUAGUAUUCUGGACACUCUAUUCAAAACCCCCAACGCACACUUUUCAAGUACGGGCCGAAAGACAUAUUUCUUUGAAUUUUUUGUGCAUUCUGUUUGACGGCCGGGCUAAGAAUAUUGGGAAGAGCUAUAUUUCGCGAAGCGUUUUUCUUUUUAUACUUGCAUACUGAAUGGAGUUGGUACUUCACAAUGAAAUGUAAUUUCACCUUAGUUUCUCCGACCCUUCGUAUAGACUGACGUGAACACAAACCGAAUGUUGUAAGGCAUCGGCAUAAUAAUGUGUCAUUUGGAUGGAGUCUUUAAUGUGGCACUGCGGGCAGACAAGGUACGUGGACGAGUAUGGUGCUCAUGUAGUUUCUAGUGAAUUUUAACCUGGUCGGACGUUGCUAAGUACCGUCUAGCAUAAAUCAACUUAGUAUGCCAGACACGAGCAAGUACAGAGCUAGUAGGUUUAAGGUGGUGUUUGAUAUUAGUGAAACGCAUUUCGUACACCCGUCAAACCAUUUUUAUGCCCUAUCACAUCUUGACAAGUUUUCAUUCAUCCCGUUCCGCUGAUGUAGUUAAAAGAUUAUUUUCCACAUCCCGAUGUUCUAGCUCGGAUUUGUAACUGCAGUUCGCAUGGUCAAUAACGAAACGCACACCCUAAAUUAUAAUCUAGUAGACUGCAGAGCCACAAAACAUUCAAUGUUUAAGAGUAGGCGAGGACUGAUGCCAGUCACGUGAGGUUUUUUUGUUUUGUUUUGUUUUUUUACAAAGCGCAGCUAUAUGGGAGGUAAUUUCAAUGGGUGACCCCGUGAUUGUGACGCAGAAGAUUUGAAACCACACGAUAUAGACGUCCAGUGAUAGUGGUCCCCGAUAGAGUAUCUCGACUCUCCAACACACUAUCAAAACACUGCGGAAAUUUGUUCCGAAAAAAAAAACCGUGUCACAAGGACACUCCUGGUCAUUCGCGGAAGUUUGUACUUAAGAAAAAAAUGCGUAUUUAUUAUGCUCUGUUUCCGCUAUACCACAAAGGAACCACUCUUCCCGGUAUACUCGCUGCCGUGUUUCUGUUAGAUUAAGCAGCAGGGUGCUCUAAUCAACAAUUGUGUGUAGUGGAAUAUCGGGACUCGUCCUCUCGCUCAUUGAUUGGUUACAUCAAUGAUCUACGUUCGUGGAUGUAGAAGAUUGUGAUAUUUCAGGGGGAUCUCGGUUCAUAUUCAUCGCCGUCAAUGUUUCCGCCUGGUCCACUUACCCCGUGUUUUGUUUGUGUCAAAAUAGCCGAUAUUAGGACAAGUUGGUAAUUUUCACCUCAGGGGCGGCAACAUGCACAAGCGGGCGCAAGCGAAAUAGUACGGGACGGCGACUCAAUCCUUUCGUUUUCACGCCACGUUGUCUUUGUUUCAGCAUCCCCUCAACUCUGAUCUCACACGUUGUCGAGUGUACAUGAACUUAUUAUAGCUACCUUCAUGCGCAACAAUGCUGCGUAUUUCAUUUAACAUUCCUUGUGGCUGAAAAGUGUGUAUGCACUGCGACCAGGAAAGUGUCUGCGCCAUUUUAGUAUCGCAGUUUCUGAUUAACACUCUGCAAGUUGUUCUGCUAUACCUGCACCAUGGUAACAGGCAUAUGCUUGUCAGCUUGCGGGUAUACUUGCGGUGGUGGUGGACAGACGAAGAGGUAUUAAGCAAAAACAGUGAGCUGAAAGGAACACCUUCAUGGAAGCUGCCAUUCGUGGUGCUCGCAGCAUUUUGUAUCCCUUUGCAGGGCGUCGCACUUUUGCGCAUGAAUGAAACUGGUUUGUUCGUUAACCGUAUAUGGAAGAUUAGUAUAUAAUCAUAGUAUCAUACAAUGAUUUCGACCCUGAGUGUGGUCAAACCGUCAACGGACCAGACGUUUCGGAUCGUGAAUGUUCUGAGACAAAAGAGUUACAAAUGUGAUUCGCCUCCUGUUGAACGCUCGUUGCCCUGAGCUUGGUGUGUGCGUUCGAGUGCAGUACACGUGGCAUGCGCAUAUUCCUCUACUCGACAAGUCUGCUUAUCGACGGCAGGCCCGGCGUUUUGUGCGCUGCAUUUUUUCACACCAACCAUGUGUCGACCUUUGCCUUGUGCUACCUAAAUGACUAUUUUUGGCCACCCUCCGAUAGAGUGAGACUAAAAGAUUAUCAUAUCAUGUACUGACUAUGUAUCAUGUUUCCAUGUGUAAAAUAAAAACAUUUUGAUACACCUAC
Messenger RNA from Rhipicephalus microplus (southern cattle tick), 10241 nucleotides. It is a transcript of the gene SLO2, whose product is annotated as slowpoke 2. Gene Ontology annotation, molecular function: intracellular sodium-activated potassium channel activity; outward rectifier potassium channel activity. NCBI's taxonomy places the organism in Eukaryota, Metazoa, Arthropoda, Arachnida, Ixodida, Ixodidae. Gene Ontology annotation, cellular component: plasma membrane. Gene Ontology annotation, biological process: potassium ion transmembrane transport. The record is from RefSeq and is a predicted model, not a curated record.